CUUGCAAUUUGUAAAUAAUUAGCUCCUAUAAUUCAAGGGGCAAGUUAACUUAAUCUACUACUCUUCACAAACUGAGCUUUGCCAGCAAGUUUUCCAUUAAGCUCCACACCAGGAUUCCAUAAAUGGAUUGUAACAAUACUGAAAAAUCUGAAGGCCAGGUGCAAGAGAUUGAACAUUUGCAGAGGACCAACAAUGCCCUGGAAACUCAAAUUCAACAUCUGUUGGAAAGUAAAGAGGAUGUGACCAGCAAGAACGAGCGAUUGUGCAAAGAACUGACAGAGAUUGAAAAAUUUGCUGAACAGCUUGAAAAGGACAAAGAGACGGUUAUAAAUACUGCAGAUAAGGAAAUUGAAGAGACAAAGACUGUGAUUAAAAGACAGCAAACAGAAAUCGCCUUGCUGGAGGACACCGUAACUAAACUUAGAUCUGAAACAGAAUUUUUGAAGAUUAACCUUGAAAAAUCUGAUGAAAAACUGAAAGCCAAUGCAGAAGAGAAUAAGAAUUUACGUGGUUUGUUAGACCAGCUUCAAAUAGAAAAAGAAAAGCUCAGCAAGAAGGUUGAGAAGCUUGGUGUUUCAGAAAAAGAGCUUAUAUUGGCAGCUGAAAGGGCACCAGGAGACCUAAAGAGGAAGGACAAGUCUCCUUCUCGACUGGACUCCUUUGUAAAAACUUUGGAGGAAGACCGGGAUCACUACAAAAGAGAGGUAGAAAACCUGAGAAAGAUGCUAAAAGGAAGAAAUUCAAGUCCAGUACGCAGCAAAUCCAGAGGUCGUAGCCCAUCAAGGUCCAUGCCAGUUAAGGGAGGGACCUAUGAUUCGGAGGUGAUGCGGAUUAUGCAUGAGCGUGACGAGUUCAAAGCCAUGCUGGAAAAGUAUGAGCGUCACAUGGCUGAAAUUCAAGGCAACAUUAAAGUUUUAACAGCAGACAGAGACCAGACUAACAUUCUACAUGAACAGGCCCGGGAAGAGAUAACAAGGCUUCGGAGGGAGAUAAUCAAGUCCACAAAAACUCCUAAAUCAAGCCUUGCAGCACACUCCAUCCUCCGACGUGUGGAGGCUGAAAGGGACCAGGCAGCUGCUGACCUGCGGAGGAUGACCACCGAGCGGGACAGUCUGAGGGAGAGGUUACAGAUAUCUCACGAGACUGCUAUCAAUGAAAGGGCUCAUCUGGAACAAAGAAUAGAAGAUCUGCAGUCAGAAAUAAUCUUGCUGGACAAUGAGCGUCAGGAGUACAGGUCCAGACAGUCCAUGAUGAAGGAAGCAUUGCUGUCUCUUGAAGAGGAGGUCAAACUGAUGACUCGCAAGGCAGCAGACACAGAGGAUGACCUCGACAGGACUGGAACAGAAUGCAGCAUUUUAAGAGCAACAAAUAAGCAAAUGGAGCAGACCCUAAAUGAGAACCAGCUUCGACUGUCAGUGAAGAUCAAUGAACUGGAGGUUUCUCAGGAGAAACUCAAACGAAUGGAGGAAAAAAAUGAUUUACAAGCAAUGCAGAUUGCUUCGCUUCGAGAAGAGAUCCUGAAUUUUCAGAGUAUUAUCACCUCACUAGACCGGGAUAAGGACUCCUUACAGGAAACUGUGGAUACAAAGACUGAGCUGAUCUCUGCCUGUCAGAAAGAGAUAGAGGAGAAGGAAAAUUUCAUCAAGGAUUUGAAAAUUUCUAUUGAGAAAAUGGAGACUACAGCAAAGAAGUUGAAUGAGACUGUCAGCAGUCGGGAGAAAGAGAUUAGCAGUGUGCACCAGGAGCUCGACUCUGUGAAUGAAGAACUUGCCAAGACAGGCAGAGCCAAAGAGGCUGCUGUGCGGGAGUGCAGCCAGCUCCAAGAUGCUCUUUCCAAGGCCAGGCUUGAAAACCAGUCACUGCUCCGCAAGUUGGAUGAUUCUGAACAAGUAGUUAACAACCUGAAGCUGAAAGUUCAGGAUUACAUGAACAAUGUUGCUCGAGUAGAGAAUCUGCUUACAUCUAAGGAUAAGGAGAACCGUGAACUCCUGGAUAACUACUGUCGAGCCGUGUCUCAGUCUGAGAGCUGGGAGAGCAAGGCACACAAGAUGGAAGGGGAGGUCAGCUCUGUGAGGCUGGAGCUUCUUACCAGCGAGUCUGAGAAGCGAAGAUUGAAGGAAAACAUUGAAACCCUGGAGAGAGAUCUUGAUGAAUGCUUGGUGGCAAAGGAUGCCUGUAAAAAUCAGAUUUCCCAGCUGAACAAGAGCAUAAUGAGGCUAGAAGAUGAGCUGAGACAGACGCAGUCACAGAAAGCAUCUGUCUUCUCAGAUCUGGAGUCCACAAGGGAGCUUUGUAUCAAACUGGACACCAGCAAGGAGAUGGCAAACAGACAGCUUAGCUCCAAGAACCUGGAGAUGGAACAAGUGCUGAAUGAACUGGAGUCGAAACGCUCAGAAAUUGAGCUCCUGAAGAAGCAGCUGGCAAGUGAGAGGAUUUCCAUGAAGAACCUGGAGAGCCUGCUGGUAACCAACAGAGAGAAGGAAUAUCACAGCCAGAUGACCACUCAAGAGAAACUGUCUGAGAUCGAGCUGCUGCGAGACAAACUCACUUUGGCCGACAGCAAGAUAUUAAAUCAAAGUCGUGAGGUUGCUCAGGUCAGAAGCAAAUCCGCACAGUUGGAAGCAGAAUUGGAAUUGACUAAUCGGCAAUUAUCAACCGAGCGGUUUGAAAGGCAAGUAGAACGUGCUGUGAAUGAGCUUCGUCGCCACGGCCUGUCUGCCUCACGAAGCUCGACCUCUCCACCGAGAAGGUCCCUCAGCCCCAGAGCCGCCUACUUGCCUGAACGUUCCUUCCUGCGAUCCCGAGAACGCUCACUGGACAGGUCAUUCGACAGGAAUGUUUCUUUCAGGGACUUCUAAGACUACAUUAAUGAAAGAGGAAGCACGAUUGUGACUGUUAACUCUGUGCACAAUUGUUACCACAAAUCAAAUGUUCUGUCUGAAGAUAUUAUACCUUUACUGUGAAGAAAACUUGUUUUUGCCAAAAAUAUUUUUUCAGGUAAAUAAAAAAAAAAACCUAGGGUUUACAAACAGUAAAAUAAUAAUU
Polyodon spathula (Mississippi paddlefish) is the source of this 3045-nucleotide messenger RNA. RefSeq names its product testis-specific gene 10 protein-like. The coding region runs from base 123 to 2858 and encodes 911 amino acids. The transcript is spliced from 20 exons. NCBI's taxonomy places the organism in Eukaryota, Metazoa, Chordata, Actinopteri, Acipenseriformes, Polyodontidae. The record is from RefSeq and is a predicted model, not a curated record.